This is a messenger RNA of Trametes versicolor FP-101664 SS1, 2304 nucleotides long. RefSeq lists its product as uncharacterized. NCBI's taxonomy places the organism in Eukaryota, Fungi, Basidiomycota, Agaricomycetes, Polyporales, Polyporaceae. The record is from RefSeq and is a predicted model, not a curated record. The transcript is spliced from 6 exons. Bases 26 to 2140 code for a protein of 704 amino acids.
GUCUCCUGCAGACCCGUUGCCCGCCAUGCCUGCGCCGCUCGAUCGCGAGUCGCUCAAGAGCAUGAAGCGUGCAGAUCUACAGAGGAUAUGCAAGGACUAUGGCAUUAAGGCAAAUCUCAAGACCGAAGCCUUGAUCGACCUUCUUAUCGACACUACCACAGCAAGACCUCGUCCUACACCUCCGAUGCCCCAACGUGCUCCUUCGGGACGAAGAGUUAGUAGGGCAGUAGCCCCAGCCUCUCGUCCCCGAGGAACUUCCAGCUCCUCCGUAAUCAUCCACGAUUCCGAUGAGGAAGACCACGCUUUCGAAGAAGAACAGCAUCGUCGCAGUGUUGCUCCUACAAUCUCGUCUGAACCGGAAGCACCGCACCCACCCCCACGCACCAGGAGGGCGAAAGACACCCAAUACAGGCUUGGCGUAGGCAGGCCGACCGUGGUUGGGGGCAGCGGUGCUCGUGCCGUUACGCGUUCUACCAGCUCCGCUGUGAAAGGGAAGCGUGGCAAGGCUAGUAGAAGUGUGAAGCCGGUGGAAGCUGCUAUCCAGGAAGAAGAAGAACCUGAACCCAUGGAAUACGAAUUGCCGCAAGCUGGCCCCUCCGGCACAGCUCACGACCAUGAACCUCCAAUUCCUGUAAUGCCAAUGCCUCAGGAAGAUCCCGCGCCCUCUCCAGAUAUCCGGCUAGAUAUUCCUGACCAAGUUAGGGCGUAUAUCAAUGGAUUGGUGACGCCGUUUCAAGCUCAGAUCCAGCUAUUACAGUCUGAGCUGCAACAACGAUCGAAUCGAGAGGCUGACAUUCACGCGCUGACCUCACAAAUGCAAUUGGUUCAAGCCGAAGUGCAAUCCUUACGCUCUCAGGCGGCUAUGACAUCGCAGUUGCAGAACGAAGUCCAGCAACUUAGACAACUAGUGUCCGAGUUGAUGCGGAGAUCCACGACAGAUGCUCCUCAGCCAUCCGAGAAGAGUUUAGGGAAAGCUCGCGCGUCCGAUGACGGUAGCUCCCAAGCUUCAGCGGCAGCAAGUGACCCAGCUCAUAAGGCCGCAAACUCGCUUGCACAGAUUGAAGCCCCUCAUGGAGGCUCUCAGCCCCUGCUGGGCAAACGGCAGCGCGACUCGGACGACAGCGACAGCACCGACGUGGUAGAGGCCGGGCAGGAAGGUCGAUACAGCCAAGACGAGCUGAAGAAGAAAGCAGUGAGGCCGACGAAGAAAAGGCUCAAGCUUGCUGCGGGGGCUCAAGACGAGGACCGUCAUGGGUCGAAUGCGGCCGACCAAGGAUCUUCACAGUUGCCAGACCCUCUUCUACCACCCUCACGACCAACCUUUACCAUCUUCAGUGGCCCGGAAGAACCGGCUGAAUCCUACAUCGACCCCCCUCCGCCAACAGAUCAUCUGUCCGAUCUUUUCCCUCUACCGACUAUCGCUGGAGGACACACCCCGAUGCCAACGAAUAACGGCGGCGGUACCAUCGUCAGGCCUAUAGGGGCCGACGAGAAUGCUCCCAACCUGGGUUUCAACUUCAGCUUCAACACGUCCAUCUUCCAACCCAUGACCUCCACUCCGUUCGACAUGGGCCACCCUUCCUUUGCCUACCCCGAGCCACCAGCGUCACCCUCACCAGGAGGCAUUCCUUCUGGUGGAUUUGUCGAACGCGCAGGCGGACGCAUCGAACGGAAUGAUCUCUACCACCCUCAUGGUCGACGACACGCACAGUCCCAAGCUCAAGCCAAUGGCGAGUCUCCAUCCCGGCCGCAGUCCGCGGCGAGCAGACCUGCCAGUCGUGCCUCCCAUCCCCAAGCUGCAUCCCAACCACAACCCGGUGCCUCCGGGGUCGGUACGGUCAACCCAACCGCAUUGGUAGGCACUCCAGGCCUUCCCCCACUCCCGGAAGUGUCGCAAGAGGAGUCCAACACGAGCCUGAGCAACGGAGUCGCCAACUUCACCAGGCGUAUUGCGUCCAGCACUGAAAUCGGGAUGUCUUUCGGGAUGAGCAGCACGCUCCCACUGCCGCCCGACACGCCCGCACCGCCGAUGAAGCGGACGAUGUACGGGACCGAGCUUGAAGGCGACACGCGGUUCGGAGACUUCGGCGUCGAGGGCGUUGCGACGGGCUUCUGGGCGGGGCUCGCGCCGCGCUUUUGAGCCUUAUGGCUCACGCACACCCCCCAUAACUUGAUACUCUACACUCGGCGACACCCCCCGGCCUCUGGCAUAUCGUACCGGCUUGACUCACGCGAGUUCGACUCCUUAUUUCCCUUCCUCCAUAGGCCCCGACUUUUCGUAUCCCAGCGAAACCUGACCUCCCC